Molecule: messenger RNA, 7894 nt
Organism: Bacillus rossius redtenbacheri
Lineage: Eukaryota; Metazoa; Arthropoda; Insecta; Phasmatodea; Bacillidae
Product: protein scarlet-like
Exons: 13
Coding region: 244-2184 (646 amino acids)
Biological process (GO): transmembrane transport
Cellular component (GO): plasma membrane
Molecular function (GO): ABC-type transporter activity; ATP binding; ATP hydrolysis activity
Source: RefSeq, a predicted model, not a curated record
CUGUUUCACGUGUUUCACGUGUUUCACGCGUUUCACGCAGGCGGGCGCUGCGGUCGCGGUUCGCGGCCAAGCGCUCGCAACAUCCUCGCAGUCAGUUGACAGGUUCGGCCAUGUGGGGAUACUGAGCGGAGCCCGCAGACCGUCUGACACUGUAACUACUCUCACCAAAUAUUUACAUCGUCCACCGGCGCGGAGAAGAACAAUCACCUGGAAUAACCCUUGCAGGUGAAGCCCAGAACACAAAUGGAUUCCGAUGAAAGCAGCGCGAGCAACUUGACAAUGAAGGAAACUGGUGUGACCUUGACGUGGAACGACCUUUCUAUUUGGGCGAAAAGAAAAAAACAAGAAGAUAUUGGGUUUUGGAAACGCCAGCGCCAUGAAGAGUUCCAGAUUCUAAACAAUGUGAGCGGCUUUGUCAGGUCUGGGACGCUCAUGGCCAUCAUGGGAGGCAGCGGUGCUGGUAAAACCACUCUUUUGGCAGCAAUAAGUCAACGUGUUAAAGGUAAAAUAUCUGGCCAGGUGAUGCUGAACGGAAGAGUGGUGAACCAGAAAAUCAUGGCCGAUGUGUCUGGUUUCGUUCCACAACUGGAUCUAAUGGUGGACACGCUGUCUGUAGAAGAACACAUGGAGUUCAUGGCGCAGAUGAAAAUGGAUAGACGUGUUCAAAAACUUCAACGCAAAAGAAGAAUACACUCCCUUAUCUUGGAGCUUGGACUAAAUAAAUGCUCCCACACAAGACUGUCUGCAUUGUCAGGUGGAGAGAAGAGGAGAUUAUCGCUUGCUGUACAGCUGUUGAACGACCCAUCGAUCCUGUUCUGCGAUGAGCCGACUACGGGCCUCGACAGCUACAGCGCCACUGCAGUCGUGGAGAAGCUACAGCAGUUCACAGCGAGUGGCAAAGCAGUGGUCUGCACCAUUCACCAGCCCGCGUCGGGCAUUUUUGAUCUCUUCAACUCCGUGUUGCUUCUCGCCUGUGGCAGGGUUGCCUUCUAUGGCGACGUGAAAGAUGCUCCAAAACACUUUUCAAGCUUGGGACUUAUCUGUCCACCCACGUACAAUCAAGCAGAGUUCUACAUAUCUCAGCUGGCAGUGGUGCCCAGCCGGGAAGAAGAAAGUCACCGAAAGAUUCAGUGGUUGUGCGACGAGUUUGAGAAUUCUCACUAUGGCCAGGAGCUGACGAGACAGAUGGCGCUGGCCACGGGAAGCAGGAGCUCCAUUCUCUCCUUGCUGCCGUCCAGCAAGGAAGACACGUGGGACAACAUGUCAGAGAAGAGCACCAGCACAAUAGAGAGUAAAAGUGAAGUGUUCGAGCAGUAUCAUUUCAUCCAAAAGCCUAAAUACUUCACACAACUCUACUGGCUAGCAUGGCGCUCAUUCAUCGAUCUCAAGCGGCAUUCCUCUCAGAACUUGCUACAGUUAUUUUUGUAUCUGUGCGUGGGCCUCCUGAUAUCUACUCCGUACACAAACCUGGUGAUGGACGAGCAGACAGGGAUCCAGAACAUGCAAGGGCUGUUGUAUCUAACUGUCACCGAGACCAUCUUUACCUACUCGUACAGCGUCUUCCACACGUUCCCUCAGGAGAUACCUGUUCUGCUCAGGGAGAUUGGAAAUGGAUUAUACAACCCAGGACCUUACUACAUCUCGAAAAUGCUUAUUUCGAUUCCAAGAGCUAUUUUUGGGCCUUUGGUGUACACUGGACUCAUAUUUUAUAUAGUUGGGCUACAAGGAGGUGCUAUUGGUUUCUUCCUGUUUUGUAUUCCGGUUAUUUUUUGUGCUGUGUCAGCUACGGCAUAUGGCAGUGUGAUUUCUGCAUCAUUUGAGUUGGUGUCUACAGCAUCCUUGGUGUCUGUCCCAAUUGAAUUCAUAUCAAUAAUAUUUUGUGGGUUGUUUCUUCAGCUUGGAAACCUGCCAGUGUAUUUAUCUUGGGUUCGUUAUAUGUCCCAGUUCUAUUAUGGGAUAGAGGCUGUGUCUAUAUUACAAUGGAAGCAAAUUGAACACAUUCAGUGUCCAGAUUCACGUGAUAUACCAUGUAUCUCUACUGGUCUAGGUGUUUUGCAACAGUAUGGAUAUCAUGUUGCAAAUUUGACCAUUGAUUUAGCUGGCUUGGCAACUAUUUAUUGUAUUUGCCAUCUAAUUGGUUUUAUUGCAAUAUGGAAGCGCAGUAAAGCGCAAGCUGUUUACUAGAAAAAAUAUUUCUAGAAAAUCUGUUAGUGUGUAAUAUUCAAUGUAAUUUGGCAGCAUUGAUGUGAUAAGGAAAUUUUCAAAGGAAUAUCAAAACUUUUCAAAAGGGUGCGCUUUUUUACUGCCUUGAAAUAUGAUAUAUAAAGAUUAUGACAUUAUAUUUGUUUAGAAUUUUUUUUAAUUUUUAUAGUGGUAGAAACCCAGAGAUAUUGUAAUGUGUCUGUUAAGUUUAUUAGGAGUGCAAGAUUUAAAAACUAAAUUAAUAGUUUACGUUUAUAAAACACAUGAUUGUUUAAUUCACUUGACGGCUUGAAGCAGACUACUUUAAAUCACUGUUUUUGUCGAUGUACUAAUUGGAAAAUUUUAAUCUUCAGUUAAAGUUCUGCUUAGUAGCUUCGAGCAUCUUCAGGCACACUCAAAUAUGGAGUAGGUAGUGAAGUUCUGAUAUAGGUGAAGAUGUUGUACCUUUGACCAAUUUUGUAUGUCAAAUUUUUCUGAUCCAAUUUUCAUUAAAAAAAUUCCCGUCUAAUUUGGAAUAGUAGUAAUACUGUUUUGGCAACAAUAUUACAAUUAUUUCAACACUUAAUUACCCAUUUUUAAGUGUGUUUUUUUAGAAUUGUUGUAAGUAAGCAAUUUGGUCAAAGGUACAACAUGGUCUUGUACCUCUGACCAGGGGUAUUUGUACCUUUGACAACUAUGGACAAUGGAAAAAUUAAGUACAUCAAAAUCUAAUUAUAUUUUACAAUAUGCAUAAAUAACACAAAAAAUCGCAAUUUUAUAUUCACUGGCUCUCAAAAAUAGCUUAUAAGAAGAAGGCAUUAAUGAAAAUAACCAGCUAACCAUCAAUGUAAAAAAAUUUGCCUAGCACUCAAAUUCGUUUAAUAAAAGACUAUUCAUGGUAGCAAUGAGGUAUGAACCAUUAAUAUCAUAAGAAUGUAACUAUCUAUGAAACAUUGUAUUGAGAUAGAUUGACACCAAAUAACAAAUGGGAUUGCUGCCGGGCUGAUCCACCUGCUUGCAUUGGAUUCGGUAGCUUCAAAACAAUGUCAUUGUUGUAUAAAUCAGACAAAUUAUCAUCCCCCCUGACAAAUUUUGCACUUCUGGGUGUAAAUGUUUUCAAAUAUUUCACUACGAAGAUGUCUUGUGAUGUAACUGAUACCACCUGUGAAACAAAAUGCUUAACAAUCUUUUUUCCACACACUUUUGCAAGAACAAAAUUGCCUGUUUUAAUGCUGUCUCUUUAAAAUUGAGCAUCUUCAUUGAAUUCCCUAAGUUCUGAAAUCAUGCCAUACUCGCUGUCUGAUGAUGGCACUUCCAAGUUCAUUUUCAGUAUUUGAAUUUGAGGUCUCUUUUUGGAAGGAAAGCGCUCGUUGAAAUUAUUAUUUUUCUUUGGUUUUCGCAAAUUUUUGGCCACUCUUGGCCUAAUAUUAUCCUCCAGUAAUUUUGUUUCAGACGUUUCAGUCAAUAUGCGGGAUUUUACUUUUUGCCUUCGUACAUUAUUUGAUAUUUUUCUUGGAUGUGCCUUAGGAUGUGGUCGUAUCAUUUCUGGUGACCGAAUUACAUGUCCAGAAAUGCAGGGUAGAUUCUCAUUGGGUCUAUCUACAUUUUGUAGAUCUACAACAGAAUGAGGCUCUUCAGGUGAUGCAAGAUUAGCUGUAGAAACAGGGUCAUGAAGUCAAUAUCAGUGAAUAUAUUCUCAUUGAACGGGAAAAUACCAGACACUUCAAAUCCUUUCAGAAUAUUUGAUGGGGUGAAUGAACGAGGAAAUGCUAUUCCGGCCAUCGCUGCUACCUCAUAAAUUGUAACUGGUUCCCCAGCAUUUCCAGGUGAUAUCAUCCAAUUGUUCAUGGCUUCGUGGUAGUAAGUCUUGAAAGGCCCAAAGACACCUCUGUCAAGAGGUUGCAUCUUAUGACUGAUAUGUGGGUGAAAAAUCAGCAGAACAAUUCCAGAUUGUUUUGCCAAGUCAAUAACUGGAAUAUUAAUAUGGCUUUCGUGAUUGUCUAUGAGCAAGAGCACUGGUUUCUCAACACUUGGUUGAACAUGUUUCACAAAAUGUUACAUGAAUUGAACAAAAAUUGUUUCCUUUGACCAUCUCGAUGGAUUUCCUACACCAAAACUUCCACGUGAAGCUCCAUUCAGCAUGAAAGGUUUAAAGUACACACGAGGGAAAGCGAAUAAUGGAGGGGAUACUAUUUCCUGCCGCAUUCACUGCAGCCAUUAUCGUAACAUUCGUUGCGCGCUCCCCGGAAGUCAUACCACCGAUCUGCUUCUUUCCUUUUGGUGCUAAAAUCUUUGGUGGAAGUUGCACAGUUGAAAUCCUUGUUUCAUCACAGUUCCAGAUUUAAUUUGGUUCAAAAUUAUACCUAUGAAGGACACUUCUAGAGUUAGUGAAAACAUUUUCCACAUUGUCCCUAUUAUAAGCAGUUGCUCUGGACAAACUAGUUGCUUCUGGCUUACGCAGUGAUAGUUGGUUUGCAUUCUUCUUUGGAAAGUCUCGUAGCCAUUGCUCUCCUGCACAUUUAUUUACUUCCCAGGAAGGGUCAACUUUCUUGUGGUUUUGAACUGCGUACUCAUAGGCCAGACCACAUACCUGCUUUAAUGUCAACCCGUAGUGCAUAUUUGCGGCAUCAUGCAAAUACUGUACAAGAAGAAGUUCUUCAUCACUGAACACUCGCUUAGGUUUCUUCUGUAAAUAUUUAUAUUGUUCAUUCCCACAUUCCUUAGUUUUCUUCAAGUGAAAAAUCAAAGUUGGUUUCCUUAGAUCUAAAUGUUUUGCUGGUUCACCUAUUGUCACUUUUUGCUUACGAACUAAGCUUACUGCAAUUUCCAAGUCAUCCUUAUUUAUCUUCUUACUUUUAAUGCCUAGUUUACUUCUAGGCAUCUUGUCCAGUCACCUGAAAAAAAAUAUAAAAAUUAAUUGUAGAGAAAUAUGGCUGCAUCAGGUGUACCUUUGACCAGUAUAGGCCAUCGUACCAUUGACCGGUCAAAGGUACAACAAUACCUUAGUUUUCAAUAAAAAAAAUCAUGCUCAUUUUGAGGUUAGUUUCACAUAUUUAUUAUUACACACAUUUUUAUCCAGAAUGAUUACCACACAUUUAAAAUUGUUGAAACAUGAAUAGAAAUUAAACAAUAACAAAUGAUAGCAUUAAAGAAAUACUUUUAUGGUUUGAAACUAAUAUAAUUAAUUUUACGAGAACACUUGGGGCUUCUUUCUAAAUGGAAAAUAGAGCUACAUUACUCUCGGUGGUGGAAGUACAGACUAACAGUACCAACUCAUGAAAUUUUUCUGUAUAACACAUAAAAACAUUGAGUGGUUAAAGGUACAACUGGUCAAAGGAACAGCACCUUCUCUUACUGGAUCUCAAUUUAUUAAACAUUAACUUACAUAAAGGAGUAGGAGAACAAUUUUUUUUUCAAUACAUACUGAUGUAGGACUACUCACAAAUAUAUUAUGUGAUCAAAGUUUUUUUCAAACAAAUCAUGUCCAUAUUUUUCUUGAUAUUGUGAAUUAUUUUUAUUAUUUCAAUAGAGACUUAAUCUUUUUCCAUUGAGAUACAAAAAAUUAAAGCUGCACAAACACAAACUUUUAAUUAAUUUCAAAUGGCAACACCAAAUUUACCUCUAUUCCCAAUACAGUGCUUGUAAAUGUGACAAAAGCCACAUAUUCCACUGGUCAUAAAUUAAUUUUUAUGUUUAGAAAAUUUUGUAAUCAUAUAAUUUAUAAAUUAAUUUCGGUCAGUGAAUAGUAGCUGUAUCUUAUGGCCUACCUUUAUCAUUGGAUCAAUGGAUCUUGCAGAGCCUUUCCUACUUCCAUUAUUGAAUGGGCUAGCCAUAUUAAAAUUAUGAUCUAAUAUGCAUUAUUUAAAACCAUUGAUUGACUUAUUUGUCUUCAAUAUCUGGCAAUAACAUCACAACUCCUUGCUUUAAAAUAGGCUUAAAUAUUUUUUUUCUACUGCAGCUUUUGGGUAGAGUUUUCACUAGGGGAGUAUUGAUAGCAAAAAACUCAACACUUGCCGUAAUGCAGUUAUUCAUUGUUUAAAUGAAUAAAAUACAACCAACUAUCUUCACUGAUUGUCAAACAACAUGCAAAUUGACAGAGCAUGUCAAAAGAAUGUGUUGUGAAACUGUAAAAUAUAUUUAUUAGAUAUUAGCACAAUGCAUUAAUUUGUAAGUACAAUGUAUGAAGAAAAGUAUUUUUAUAAGUACUUUAAUACUAAUCAACCAUUAUAAGCAAAAAAUAAAAUCUCAUAAGUGUGUUUUAUCAGCCAGAGCUUACAAAAAAUGUUUUUUUAUAGCUAAGGUACUAAAUUUGGCAAAUACAGAUUACUUAUCUAUACAAAAUAUCAGCUGAUCCUAAUGAAUGCAUAUCCAUAUCGGUACACAAAUAGUUUCCACUAUGGUGUUGCAAUGUGUCUGUCUUUGCAGAAAAACAUGUAGUACUGAAAACUUCCACUUGAUAGAAUGUAAGCGCUAAUGGCCCAGCCACAUAUAAUUAUGUGUAUGUUUAAGAAUCCUUCAUUGAAAUAGAAUUAUCUUGAAACUCGCACCUUAUAACCAGAAUUUCUGAGAAAUAAUGGCAUAAGAUAAGUUUAUCACAUGUUUUGUGAAUGUACUUGGUUACUGACAGAGAAUUAUCUAUAAAGGUUUUGAAGUAUUUUGCUGGAUCAUAAAAAAAAUCCUUUAUAGAUUAUUUAAUUAUAUUCUUUUCUUGAAAGUAACUUUAAUAGGAUUUGAUUAUUUGUUUUCCAUUAACAUAAGUUGUUGACAUAUUUUUUUAUGUUUAUGAGUCAACAAAAUUAGGCAUUUGAAUAGUUACUCUAUCGUACCUAAUGAAUUAUAAAUCUGAGGUACAACGUUGAUUGCAUUCUUUUCAUUAAAGUUUUAAAUUUGUAAAAAAACAUUUUUUUAUUAUAAUACUGAGUCAUUCAUACAUGAUAUUGAAAUGAACACUAGGUAUAAUAUUGCUAAAAAAUUUAAAUUGGUUAUAAUAGACUGAGGCCUCCUUAUUGUGUGUAUGUAUGUAAAUUGCUAGUGUUACAUGUUUGUUAAAAGAGCAGGCUUGUAUUGUGAACUAGUUCAACAGAAAGAUAAGUACUUAAUUAAAAAUAGUGCAAUGAAUAAUAAACUAAUAUAUGUGUACCGAACCAUUAGGUAAUAAAUAUCUGAAAUCUAGAUGUUUGUAGAAUUAAAGUGUAACAUAAAUAUGCCUUGAGUUGUCACCAAAAAUGUUUAUGUAGCUAUCUAACAGAUUUUUGCAUAAAAGAAUGGAGUUAAUAAACAAUGUACUAUUAUUUCUAAAAUAAUGUGUGGAGUUAAAAAACAUGUGAUUGGAAUUUCGAAGUGAAUAACCCAUUAAUGUGUUUUUUUAAAAUUAAUUUUUAAUGAUAUUAAUUUAAUUGUAUUAUUUUGGAUUUGACUGCAUUCUAUUAUUGUGAACUAUAACAGAGUUUAUGAAAAAUGCUAUGUGGAAUGAUAAAUAACUGCUCAAAAUUGUAAAUAUGCAUUUUAUUAAUAAUCUUUUAUCAAUAUAAUACAGACAAUGAAGAUAUUUGGAAGGAAUAAACAAACUGAUUCAUUAAAUAGGGUUUAUUUACCAAUUUUGUACAUCAUCUUAUAACUAAGUAUAGAUACUGAACUGUGAAAUAAAAUGUCAUAAAUGCAUGUUAAAUAUAUUUCUGUAAUAAAAAUGAAAGACUGCAUUACAGUUAAAAAA